Molecule: messenger RNA, 1736 nt
Organism: Leguminivora glycinivorella
Lineage: Eukaryota; Metazoa; Arthropoda; Insecta; Lepidoptera; Tortricidae
Product: transmembrane protein 179
Exons: 5
Coding region: 177-893 (238 amino acids)
Source: RefSeq, a predicted model, not a curated record
GGUAGUGACUAGUGAGUGUUGUAUUACUUAUAUUUAUUUUUCAUCCAGCGUAGAUUGGUUGGCUGCUUAUCUUUAAAUCCGUCAACUGAUUUUGAACAAUAAAAGUGUUGCGUCCCACUGUUUCUAAUGUAAAAGCGUAAUUCUUUGUUAUCUUUUGCCAGUAAACUAAAGUCACCAUGGCUUUAACAAAUGUGGUGUUGGUGAGCCAGAUCGCAGGAUAUUUCGUCGGAUUGAUCCUGUCCCUGUGCAUCAUGGUGCCGAUGAGCAUGCACGUUCACGAGUUCAAUGGUCACUGCCUGCUCUUCUCCGGCGGUGAAUGGCAAGAGACGGACGGGCAGUUCAAUGUGCAGUGGGCGUCUAUGGCAUACUGUAAUUACGUCAUCGCCAUUGGAGUGCUGUUGUUUGUUGUGUGUCUAGUGCAGAUAUACAGGUUAUCCAUGCUGCUGUACCGCGACAAUGACAGCUCCUUCUUCUCGGCCUUCCUGGAAGCAACGGGCUGCGCGCUGCUGUGUGCGAUGCUCGUGUGCGCCGCCAUCACCGUCACGCUGGGCUUCAUGACGUGGUGCCGCAACAUCACCGACCGCUUCCCUAGUUGCGACGUCGCGGCGGGACAGGACAUCGAUAAAAAAGAUAACAUUUAUACGAACAAUUUUUACAUGGAAAUAGGAACGGUACAGUUUGGAGCGUGGGGCGCGUUCGCGACGUGCGUGGGCCUGGCCGUGUUCUCCACGCUGAAGCUGUGCCGCUACCACCAGCUCGAGAACAUCCGCGUGUCCAUGUUCCGCGAGCGCCAGCGCCUCGUCAACGAGUCCCCGCCCACCAGCACGCCGCCCGUGCGCGCCCGGCGCCCGCACCCGCAGACGCAGCCGCAGGACAUUGAGGAAGAACGCUAGGGGCGGCUAGCACAGUAACAAACCUAACCUAGUUAAGUCAUUUUCAGGCGAUUUGGUUAAAACAAUAAACAUUUAUCGAGUAAUUUACGCGAGUCCGAAGGGCGAGCCUCAGGGUGGGAGGCCGCCGCGGAGGGCCGCAGGCCCAGAGACCGAUGAACUCCCACCCGAGACAAAUCCAAGUAAUUUCAGGCAAUAAACAUAAAAUUUUUAGAGUGUGAUUAAAAACUAUGAUAAAUGUAUCUGGCCCCGUAGCCGAAUGGCAUUUCUGCGAAAUCAAACGCCGCAGAAACGUAGUCUGUCUCUGUCUGUACGUAGUCUUCUCAGAAAAACGCUAAGUGCAACAACAAAUGUAAUCUGUAUAUUGAGAUUUGAGAUUGUGCCAGUUUCAAGCAAGGUUUUAAAAAGAAAAAUCAAUUUAAAUAGAUAAGUUAUUAUUAUGAGUUCUAAUGAUUUAUUGGAUGGAUUACAACAUUUUGAAUAUAUUGAAGAGGUCUUCAUCUUCACUCUUUACAUCCAUCCAUGUGAGAUGGUCUGCUAGGAUAAUAAUGAGCUCAGUUAAUGAACAAUAUUACAAUAUUCAAACUUUUUUAUUUAUAAUUGUAUAUGGUUGGCGAAAUUGAUUGAAUUAUUUAUUAAACCUCGUGAUGGCAUUUGAAAAGUCAGUCACUUUGUGCCACAAAUACUGCUAGAGAUAUGGAAAUCUUUUUGAAGCGUGUAAGUUUCAAAAAUUGAAAAUAUCUACUAUUAGUAAAGCAUUGCUACGGUGAUAGAUAGUGUAGUGUUUUCAAAAUUAUUUAAUUUAUUUUAAUUAGUUAUUAUUAUUUUGGUAAGUUAUUUGCAAUU